Messenger RNA from Clupea harengus (Atlantic herring), 2968 nucleotides. RefSeq names its product tRNA methyltransferase 1 (gene trmt1). Gene Ontology annotation, cellular component: nucleus. The transcript is spliced from 17 exons. The record is from RefSeq and is a predicted model, not a curated record. The coding region runs from base 784 to 2898 and encodes 704 amino acids. Gene Ontology annotation, molecular function: tRNA (guanine) methyltransferase activity; RNA binding; metal ion binding. Gene Ontology annotation, biological process: tRNA N2-guanine methylation. Lineage: Eukaryota; Metazoa; Chordata; Actinopteri; Clupeiformes; Clupeidae.
CUGCGAUGGUCGUUUUUAAUUUACGAGCGCCCCCUCCAGAUUGUAUUGGUCGAUUAAAAUACUUUAUCAUCUGCGCUUUGCGUUGUCAUCCUCUGAAGAAAACAAGGUCUAUAGUUUAGAAUACCCCCCUCCCCUGAAUUGAUAUAUAUAUAAGGGCUAAAUUGUAAAUAUUAGGCUAUUUUUUACCCAAUUAAUUGGUCACAAUUAGCCAACUUAUUGACGCGAUCAUCUGAACUCACUGAUAAUUGACCAAGCCAUUGACGUAAGUGGCCUAAGCUUAAAGGCUGGUAGGCAUCUAAAUCCAUAGGGAUCCAUAUUAAAAAUUAAUUUGCAUUCUGAUUAUUUAUCCCUCCGUUCGAAAGAAGACUCAAUACGUGAACUAUCGUAAUUUGCCUAUUCCCAAAACAACAGGGUACAAAACAGCAUUUAUUUAAAUGUAUCUUGGAGUAUUCUUGGAGUAUUCUGUAGGGAGAAUGACCCUCCUUGUCCUCUACAUGUCCUUACAUUACACCACAUUGCGUUACAUUAUCUAUUGGCACUGCGCCGAGCGUGGGCGUCUCGGCGUCAUCAUGAGUUUCGCGUUUUGCCGUGCGGCUCUCCGUAGUUCAUGUCCACCUCCACUUCCAUGUGGAGCUAAAGACAACUCUCACGUACAGUAGAAACAUAGGUGGACGGCUUACGGGAUUAAUGUUAAUGAACAGAAGCGCUCAGAAAUUAUUAGCAACGCUUGUAUUUUGUAACCCACUAGGGAUAACUGGAACAAACACUUUUGGUUAGCGAGGAAUGACGACUUCUGGAUAUGCGACCAGACGUUUUGAGGUAGCUUUUGGUAGCGAGGUUCUCUGCGCAGGACAAGAGCAAGGGGUUCCCUGCAUGCUGCCUAAAGCCGCACAGUUGCUGUGCCUAACCGCCGUGAGGGUUUCCCUUCAAGACUUGAGAAAAGUUUCCUUCAGGGGAUUGAGGACCAUAGAGUUGUUAAGAACACCUCAGAGCAACACCACUGCAGACGGGGCAGGGGCACUCAUGGAUGUCGUGACCACUACCACCUCCUCAGGCAAUGGCAAUCAAACUUGUACCCCAGAAACAGAGCUGUUGCCGGGGGAGACGGAGGUGAGGGAGGGCAAGGCAGCCAUUUGUUUUCCAAGUGCCAAUGAAGUUUUCUACAACCCUGUCCAGGAGUUUAACCGAGACCUGACGUGUGCAGUAAUCACGGAGUAUGCCAGGGAGCGGCUGGCCCAGAGGGGCGUGCGGAUCGUAGUACCGGGCGAGAAGGAACGCGUGGUGGUGUGUCUGUCCGAAGACAACGAGUCCUCGGAGACGCAGAAGACGACUGAACAACAGCAGCAGGGGAAGGAGGGCGAGAACGAGACGGAGAAGGGCGGGGAUAAGAAAGAAGAAGAGGAGAGUUUCGUCACUGCCUCUGUCGGGGAGCGCUGUGAGAAAGGCCUGCGUGUUCUGGAGGGGUUGGCGGCGUCAGGCCUGCGGUCGGUGCGGUUUGCCCUGGAGGUUCCGGGUCUCCUCAACGUCACGGCCAACGACUUCUCCGCCAAAGCGGCCGCGCUUAUCGCUCGUAACGUGCGCCACAACGGCGUGGCUCAUCUGGUGCAGGCCAGUCAGAGAGAUGCCAGCAUGGUGAUGUAUGAAGCCAGGGGGAAGAAAGAGCGCUUUGAUGUCAUCGACUUGGACCCCUAUGGGAGCCCCUCCUCCUUCCUAGAUGCCGCGGUACAGGCUGUCGGUGAAGGAGGCUUGCUCUGCAUCACCUGCACGGACAUGGCCGUCAUGGCAGGCAACAGCGGAGAGACGUGCUACAGCAAAUACGGCUCCGUGUCCAUCAAGGCCAGGUUCUGUCAUGAAAUGGCCUUGCGCGUCAUCCUGCACAGCCUGGACCAGCGGGCGAACGUGUACCAGCGCUACAUCGAGCCUCUCCUCAGCGCCAGCGUGGACUUCUACAUCCGCGUGUUCGUCAGGGUGCGCACCGGACAGGCCACGGUCAAGAACUCAGCCAGUAAGCAGGCCUUGGUGUAUAACUGCGUGGGAUGCGGCGCUUUUCACCUGCAGAGGAUGGGAAAAAGGAUGAGUCACGGCAAAAAUAUGAAGUACUCUGCAGCCAUUGGGCCCCCUGUUGGGACCAGCUGUGAGCACUGUGGCCAGAGGCAUCAGCUCGGAGGGCCAAUCUGGGCGGAUCCUAUCCAUGAUAUAGAGUUUGUCCAGAAGGUGCUGUCGGCCGUGUCCACAAACCCGUCUCGUUUUGGGACGUCGAAACGCAUCGAGGGCAUGCUCAGCAUGAUGACAGAGGAGCUCCCGGAUGUCCCUCUGUACUACGCGCUGGACCAUCUGUGCAGCACAGUGCACUGUAACACUCCAGCCAUGCUCCAGUUCAGGUCCGCCCUGCUCCACGCAGGCUACAGGGUGUCCAUGUCUCACGCCAGCAGGAACGGCCUGAAGACCGACGCCCCACCCGGCGUGAUCUGGGACCUCCUGCGCUGCUGGGAGAAGGCCAACCCAGUGAAACGGGAGAGGCUGUCCGAGACGAGCCCGGCGUUCCGCAUUCUCUCCACGGAGCCGACUCUGCAGGCUUGCUUUGACGUGCGUGAGGACGCCAAUCCCCAGUCUCGUAAGCGGCACCUGGUGCGCUUCCAGGAGAACCCUCAGGCCAACUGGGGCCCAAAGGCCCGGGCCAAAGACAGGUGGGCCACCCACUCCACUCAUGGUGGGAUAUCCAGUGAGCUCGAGGACAAGAGGAAGUUGUGCCAGAACAAGAGGAAGAACCAGGUCACAGACGCGUCCCAGCUCAAGAACUUCCCCUGCAAGAGGUUCAGGAAGGGCACAUGCACACAUGGAGACAAAUGCUGCUAUUCUCACGAGUCGGCAUCCGAUGAAGCUGAUAAGAUGGAGUGAGGGACACACAAUGGACCCACACACACACACACACAAUGGACUACACACACACAAAUGGACUACACACACA